Molecule: messenger RNA, 1280 nt
Organism: Pteronotus mesoamericanus
Lineage: Eukaryota; Metazoa; Chordata; Mammalia; Chiroptera; Mormoopidae
Gene: SNX3
Product: sorting nexin 3
Exons: 4
Coding region: 166-654 (162 amino acids)
Biological process (GO): endocytic recycling; late endosome to Golgi transport
Cellular component (GO): retromer complex; early endosome membrane
Molecular function (GO): phosphatidylinositol-3-phosphate binding
Source: RefSeq, a predicted model, not a curated record
GAGGAGCUUCGCGAGGGGGGGUGAACGCUUUCCCUACGUGCUCGUUCGCUCUGCGACCGCUGCGCGCCAGCCUGGUGUCCCCGCGGCGGCCAGCAGCGGCAGCGGCGUCGGUGGAACGCGGCGGGGGCGGAGGGAGCCCACGGCGGCGGCGGCUGCAACUGCGAAAUGGCGGAAACAGUGGCAGACACCCGGCGGCUGAUCACCAAACCGCAGAACCUGAACGACGCCUACGGGCCGCCCAGCAACUUCCUUGAGAUCGAUGUGAGCAACCCUCAGACUGUGGGUGUCGGCCGGGGUCGCUUCACCACCUAUGAAAUCAGAGUCAAGACAAAUCUGCCUAUUUUCAAGCUGAAGGAAUCUACAGUUAGAAGGAGAUACAGUGACUUUGAAUGGCUGCGAAGUGAAUUAGAAAGAGAGAGCAAGGUUGUAGUUCCCCCACUCCCUGGGAAAGCAUUUUUACGUCAGCUUCCUUUUAGAGGAGAUGAUGGAAUAUUUGAUGACAAUUUUAUUGAAGAAAGGAAGCAAGGGCUGGAGCAGUUUAUAAACAAGGUCGCUGGUCAUCCUCUGGCACAGAAUGAGCGUUGUCUUCACAUGUUUUUACAGGAUGAAAUAAUAGAUAAAAGCUAUACUCCAUCUAAAAUAAGACAUGCCUGAAAUUUGAUGAGAAAGGACAAAAAAAACAAACUUUCUGUGACUAUUAAUGAUUCGUAUGCACCAGUGAAGAAGUUCUAACUUUUAGCAUGCUGCACAGAAACUGGUAUAUCAUGCCUUUAGUAUACUAACACUCAUAUGCUCUGCUUUGUUUGUUUUGUUUGGGCAGUUGACAAGAAGUUAAUUUGCUUUAGUGAAAAUCCCUCAUUCCAGCCUUUCUAUAUAAUAACUCUUUCCUGCUGUUUUAAUGUGGUGCACACUAUAGCUUCACAAACUUGUUAUUCCAGCGUAAUCUCCAGUGCCCUAACUAAAGUUACUGACCUGGUCAUAUCUGCACAGUUUUUGUGUCAUGUUUGCUUCUUGAAUCUGAGUAACUAGAAUAUUUCUCUUAUCCUCUUUUUAAUAUGUGAUGUCACAUGACCUAAUUUAUGUGUAGGAGCACUGCUCCAUUGGUUGCCAGCACCCUACAUGUAAUAUACACAUUCAUAUGCAGAAAGUAUCCCCCUGCAGGCUUGUAAUACCCUUCACAUGGAAGAUCAGUGAGGGAAAUCUUUAUAUUCUGUAUAAAAACAAAAUCAAAUUUCUAUACUAAAAUCAUUUGUCUAAAAAUUUAAGUUGUUUUCAAAUAA